Messenger RNA from Panicum hallii, 3334 nucleotides. Its product is annotated as putative disease resistance protein RGA3. NCBI's taxonomy places the organism in Eukaryota, Viridiplantae, Streptophyta, Magnoliopsida, Poales, Poaceae. The transcript has 3 exons. Bases 150 to 2939 code for a protein of 929 amino acids. Gene Ontology annotation, molecular function: ADP binding. The record is from RefSeq and is a predicted model, not a curated record. Gene Ontology annotation, biological process: defense response to other organism.
CGCACCCCCACACACCCUAGGUUUAAAAUACAAACACGACCGUAUCAAACAUGAGUCGACCACAACCACCGCAUAAAAACCAUACAAGAGUCGAGCCCGUACGUCCUCUCUUCCCCGUCUCUCCAUAAUCCAUCGGAUCCACCGCGACGAUGUUCGACCCUAUCGUUCUUGCUUCUUCUACGGCGACAUGGGUGAUCAACAAACUGCUGGACAGCCUCACCAAAGCUGCCAUCAAAGCGCUGCUGAAGAAGGAAGAUCUCGAUCAGGAGGUCGAGAAACUCAAGAACGCGCUGCAGCGCACAAAUCUCGUCCUCGGCGCCGUGCCCGUUGGAGUCGCCGCUGGGGUCAAAAUUGAGAACACGAAUUUGGAGGAGCCGAUCCAAGAGGUGCAGCAGCUGGCCACCGAACUCACCAAGUACCUCGACGAGCUGGAGUACUACGACAUCAAGGACAAGGUGAAACAGAAUAUUCCGAAGAAAAGCUGGAUGAAAACUAUUACUCAUGCCGUCGGACAUUCGAAUCCAAAGAAUGACAAGGUUUACAUAGCACGUAUAAGGGCUAUAGUGGAAAAACUGCAUAACAUUUGUGGGAAUGUUUAUGAGGCUCUCUAUGCAGAUAAACUUGCUGCAGUUAUCCAAGCAAUUAAAAUAACAAGCACAGACAUGCGGGAAAAUGCACAAUACUCCACUCAAACUAAGGUAUUCUCCAGGGAUAACGUGAAGAACAAGAUUUUAGAAGUUAUCAGUACCCGGGCAUCAAGCGAUCAAGUAUCUGUUAUUCCAAUUGUUGGUGACGGAGGUGUUGGAAAGACAACACUUGCUCAACUUGUGUACAAUGACCCAGAAGUACAAGCUAAAUUUGACAUCAUGAUCUGGAUAUACGUAUCUGCUAACUUUGAUGAAGUCAAGCUUACACAAAAGAUUCUGGAACAAAUACCUGAAUGUGGGCACAAAAAUACCAAGAGUCUUGCUGGGCUUCAACAUGAUAUGAACAAAUUUUUGAGCAAAAGGUUUCUACUUGUGUUGGAUGACAUGUGGGAAGAGAGUGAGGGUCGUUGGGACAAGCUGUUGGCUCCUAUCAGAGCUACACAAGUCAAGGGUAACGUGAUUUUGGUGACCACUCGGAGCUUAUCGGUUGCCAGGAUAACUACCAGAACAGAGGCCGAUCACAUCAAUUUGGAUGGAUUGGAUGAACAGGACUUUUUCCCCUUCUUCAAAAGAUGCAUAUUUGGCGAUGAGAAUUUUCAAGGCCAAAGAAAGCUACUAAAGAUUGCAGAAGAUAUAGCCAGUAAACUGAACAGAAAUCCAUUAGCUGCAAAAAGUGUUGGCUCACUUUUGAGAAGAAAUGUCAAUGUGGAGGACUGGAUAAGAAUCCGAGACAGCGAUGAAUGGAGGUUUAAUGAAAGGAAAGAUGCCAUUAUACCUGCACUAAAGCUCAGUUACAAUCACCUUCCCUACCACCUUCAGCUGCUCUUCUCUUACUGUGCUAUAUUUCCAAAGGGGUACAAGUUUGACAAAGAGGAAUUGAUACGUACAUGGAUUGCUUUGGGCUUUGUUGUGCACGAGAGAAAGAAAUUGGAGGAUCAAGGAAGUGAUUGUUUUGAUGAUCUGGUAGACUGGAGCUUCUUUCAUAAACAUGAACAGUACUUCGUUGUGCAUGAUUUAAUGCAUGAUGUUGCACAAGAAGUCAUGGUGAAGAAAUGCCUAAUUAUUGAUUGCUUAGAUCUUAGAAAAGUUUUCCCCUCCACUUGCCAUCUUGGAAUCUGGACUGAGCUGGCAUACAACGAACAAAGCAUUGAACGGAAUGAGGACUUCGAAGAGAAAUUAGAUUCCAUCCAGGAUAAGGAUAUCCUGAAACGCUUGGAGAGUUUAAUUCUUGUAGGGCUAUAUGAUGAGAAUUUCUCUGCCAAGUUGGUGACUAUUUUUGAGCAACUACACUAUGUCCGGGUUCUCCGGUUGCAGUUCAAUGAUGUUAUGUUGUUGUCCAGUAUAAAAAAGUUCAUCCAUCUGCGGUAUUUGGAACUAAGAUAUACUUCUGACAAGCACAAACCUUUGCCUAAGCAUAUAUGUAAGCUUUACCACCUACAAACAUUAGACGUCAGACAUUGGAAUGGUCUAGAUGAUUUACCAGAGGGUAUGAAUAAUCUUGUGAACCUACGUUAUCUGCUUGUUCCCGGGUCAGGAUCAUUGCACUCAAAGAUAUCAAGAGUUGGAGAUCUUGAAUUUCUACAAGAACUGAAAGAAUUCCGUGUUCAAAAAAAAGAUGGCUUUGAUAUUUCACAGCUGGGGAACUUAAAAGAGAUCAAAGGGUCACUUAGUAUCCUUGAUCUUGAGAAUGUCACGAACAAGGAGGAGGCGACUCGUGCAGGGAUUAAACAGAAGAAACAUUUGAGGUCACUUUCACUCUCAUGGGGGAGUGCAAGCGCAAGUCCAGCAACUAUCCAGGAUAAAGUAAUGGAGGGUCUUAAACCGCAUGAAAAUCUUGCCCAUCUUACUGUUGUCAAUUAUGCAGGUGCUACUCCAUUAUGGUUGGCUAAAAAUCUUUCACUCACCAAUUUAGAAAGCCUCCAUCUCCAAGACUGUCCAGCAGUGAAAAUCCUUCCACCAUUUCAGAUUAUGCCAUUCCUCAGGACUUUGUCCUUGGUUGGUUUGUCCUCUCUAAAUGAUUGCCAGAUUGACUUCCAAUCCUGUGAGGAGGAAGAGCUCGAGUUAAAUGAAAUUCAGAUAUUGAAGUGCUCAGCUCUAACAUCGAUAAGACUUCAUUCCUGCAAGGCACUGACUAAGUUGAGCAUUAAAGACUGUGGAGCAUUGACAAAGUUGAGCAUUACAAACUGUGGAGCACUCGCUUCCUUGGAGUUGGAGGGUAUGCCAUCUUCUGAUCAAUUGAUGAUCAAUAUCCAAGGAUGCUCUCAACUUCCAUCUGGCUUCAUCUCAAACUGAUAAUUUUGUUGGCAAACCACUACGGAGACUAUCUAAUACAUAAGCGUGGAGAGAAUAAUUGCGGCAUGCAUGUGAUGCUUGGAUGUGGACAACCUUUAUUUUUCUCAAAAUAUAUUAUGUCAUUUCUACUCUUCGGAGGUCAUUGGGACACUUUUGGUGGUACUGCAAUUUUCUUUGUGGUUUUGGAAAUUCUUGUCUAAUAUGAUUCAUUGUCAUUUUCUUUAAAAGCAUAAAACUAGUGUGGUUGGCACACCAAUCAAACACUUCAAUGUUUGAAUAAUUUGAACAGAAAGCAGUAUGUGAAACAUCAUGUCGCAGAAGAUUCCUUGAGAACCCUUGUAUGAAAACGAUUGUAACUAUUACGGAUAUGUGCAUUACCGGUUGAGUGUCCUUAC